Sardina pilchardus (European sardine) is the source of this 1726-nucleotide messenger RNA. RefSeq lists its product as uncharacterized. Lineage: Eukaryota; Metazoa; Chordata; Actinopteri; Clupeiformes; Clupeidae. The record is from RefSeq and is a predicted model, not a curated record.
UGUGAGCGCACCAGUAACAACUUGGUGAAGCACCUGUUCCCGAUGCUUAGAAUAGCAGUGGAGAAGAAUGAGGCCAUGCUUGCUGUGAGGUACCUGGAGAGGGCAAAAGAUUGGAUCAACAAGAUCAUCAAUGAAGUUGAAGACAUUACGAAAAAGUAUGAGGAACACUGCAAAGAUGUUUCCACAACUGCUAGUGAUGUCAUUACUGAAAAGGAUAAUGUAGAUAAGGAAAAGGAGAAAUGGAGUAAGGAAAAGGAGGCAAUCAAAGAGUCUUUGGACAAAUACAAAAAAGACCUGAAACAAGUUAACGAUGAGUUGAGCCAGAUAGAGCAAGACUUAAUCACCAAAACUAAUGAGCUUUCACAGCAUGUCCGAGACGUGACCGCCAAAGACACUGGGCUUGGCAUCUUAGGUGCUCUUGCGCCGUUUGCCGGAAAUAUAAUCCAUGCCAUCUACAAGGCAGCAACUUCACCAGCAGCUGUAGCCAAAACCAAGGAUCUGGAGACUGCUAUCAGGACGCUUACUGCAGAUAAAACUAGUCUGAGACAUAGGGAGUGGAACAUCCAGAAUGAAGUGGUCAACUGGCAGAUGCAGUAUACCAAAGCCAGUAUAGAAUUGGGUUCAAUUCCAUCCCCAGAGCAUCUGCCUGAGGUUCAGGCUCACCUGAGCAAAAUUUGCAAGAUUCUACUUGCCCUACUUCGAUUCUGGAAGACAGUCGAUACAAUGCUGGAUUCCCUGCACCAGACGACCUUUGCUAAUGAAGACAUGAUUGAAUAUCUACAAGUUGUGAAAGAGGAGUUUUUGACAUCAAUCACUGAAGCUACAAAGGUUUGGAAGAUGUUUGGUGAGGGAUGUGCGAGAGCCAAUGGAGUAUUCUAUGUCCAGACCAAAGACGCCUACCAGUUCCUGGAGGUCAACACCUCCUCGCUCUCCAAGCAGGCCUGGCAGGUGGCACAUGAUGCUGUGAUGGAGAAGCUGAUGCAGAUCGAGCCUUCCAGCACUCCUGCCAUCACCGACGGAACCUCAGAACAAUCUACUGACCCAUGAUCCUGUGAUCCCAUCCUGAUCUGAUCCAUGUUCCUGUGAUCCCAUCCUGAUCUGAUCCGGGAUCCUGUGAUCCCAUUUGCCUGUUGUGCUUUGCAACUGUUUCUGCCAUAAUUGCUGGCCUGGCUUCUUGUCCGGGGUUCGAGAUGUUUUGCCGUGUAACUGAUUUGUUUUGCCGGGUGUCUAGUAGUGAAGAAGUGGAAUUGGGAAUUUAUUAAUGUGAUGAGCAUGAACUGUGUGUGAGGGCUGAAGCCCAAUGGUGGUGGGUUCAUGUGUGUAAGAUGGUGCUGAUGGAUGGUACCUUCAUUGUCUCCCUUUUUUGUAAGUUGCUUUGCUUAAAUCAGCCACAUGACUAAAGGUACAUGUAAAUGUAACGGAAGCUUGCAGGUGUGAGUUUUAGUUUUUUUAGUCUUGGUUGAGCGAGAAACUUUUGACCAUUUCACAUUAAGAGGCUUCUUAUUAUUUUUAUUGUCAUCAUUAUCAAUAAAACAAUAUUGACAGUAGUUUGUAUUAAGAGGAAUACAAUGACGCCAAGUGUUUCACUAAGAUCUAUUUUCCGUGUACAUUGUGAUUGAAAUGUACACAUCUUAAUUUGUUUAAUCUAGCUUUCACUAUCUUCUAUUGGGAGUUGCCACUGCAGCUGGUGUCUACUGUUUUAACCAAUUAAAUCAAUUAAAUGUCA